AUGCCGCCGCCGGGGACCUUCACCGUGACGGUGCAUCCUUUCGAAUCACCGACGCCGCAUGCCUGUGCAUAUGAGAAUGGCCCGGCCAACGCGAGAAAUGCUCUCGUAUUCAUCGGCGGACUCGGCGACGGACCUCAUACAGUGCCCUAUCCGCGUGCCAUAGCUAAGCGCCUAGAAGCCGAGCCCGAGCUAAGCUACUCCGUCUUCGAAUUCAGAUUGACUAGCUCCUUCUCGGGCUUUGGUUUUGUCCGCCUGGCCAACGACGUUGCUGAUAUAUCUGCAUUGGUCAAAUACCUACGAAGUAUAGGAAAACAACGUGUGGUGCUCCUGGGACACUCCACUGGGAGCCAAGAUUGCAUGGAGUAUACAUCGCCUGCUCAUAGUGCUGCGCCUGUUGAUGGAUAUAUCUUGCAGGCCCCUGUCUGUGACCGUGGUGCGGUGUCACUAGAGAUGGAUGAAUCCUCGCUAGAUGCGAGCCUCAGGAUUGCGAAAGCACUUAUCGAGGACGGCAGAGGUCAUGAGUGUAUGAUACCUGAAAAUCUUCCACCUUCGUUCUCCGGCACUCCGAUUAGCGCGCGGCGGUGGUACGCCCUUACCGCCACAGAUGGCGAGGAUAACUACUUUGAUCCAAACCUUCCGGAUGACGUAGUGGCGCCCUUCUGGAAACGAGUAGAUAAACCUAUACUUAUACUUCAUUCGGGUAACGACGAACAUAUACCCGCUCAUGUCGACGAAGAGGCGUUGGUUCAACGCUGGAAAGCGCUCUGCCGACCAGGCAUUGCGAGUGAAUUAUCUGGUGUGAUCCCAGGUGCUGGUCAUAGGGUAGAGGAGCGGGAGGCUGAAGAGUGGCUUGUGAACACAGUUGUUAAGUUCCUACAGAGCAUCAAAUAA
Messenger RNA from Annulohypoxylon truncatum, 891 nucleotides. RefSeq names its product DUF1749-domain-containing protein. Lineage: Eukaryota; Fungi; Ascomycota; Sordariomycetes; Xylariales; Hypoxylaceae. The transcript is spliced from 2 exons. The record is from RefSeq and is a predicted model, not a curated record. Bases 1 to 891 code for a protein of 296 amino acids.